GCUUAGCGGAAGGAAGAGGCGGAAGUGGGGCGGGGCUAGGUGACAGCGUUUGGAGCGUCCUUUAAACUACAGAUCGGGAUUUUAUUCAGUCGGAUUUGGGCAGAGCCAGCACCUCUUGAGCAGAACCAGAGUCGACUCCGCCUGUCCCAGUGUGUUAGUGACUGACCGCCAUGCCCAGAUACGAAAUGGCUCUGAUCCUCAAGGCCAUGCAGAGGCCUGAAACCGCAGCUACUUUAAAGCGCACAAUCGAGGCUCUCUUUGAACGGGGGGCUGUCGUACGAAACCUGGAAAAUUUAGGAGAAAAGGCUCUUCCAUACAAAAUCUCCAAGCACAACAUGCGCCAUGCUCAAGGAGGGUAUUUCUUGAUAGAUUUCCACGCCCCUCCGACCAUCGUUCCGAGUAUGUUGGACCACUUGUCUCGGGAUAUUGAUGUAAUCAGGCCGACAAUUCUGAAACAGGAGCAGCAGAAGAAAGAGACAGAGUGUCCUGGGAUCCUCCCAGUCAACCUCGAGGCUAAAUUCAAGAGCAGACGAAAAUGACCUCUGCGGUAGCCCUGACCUUAGCCCUUGGGUAACGCAUGUAUAUUUGUAUGAGCUUUAAUAAAGAAAUGCCUUUAGCAGUG
Molecule: messenger RNA, 622 nt
Organism: Xenopus laevis (African clawed frog)
Lineage: Eukaryota; Metazoa; Chordata; Amphibia; Anura; Pipidae
Gene: mrps6.S
Product: mitochondrial ribosomal protein S6 S homeolog
Exons: 3
Coding region: 171-539 (122 amino acids)
Biological process (GO): translation
Cellular component (GO): mitochondrial small ribosomal subunit; ribosome; mitochondrial inner membrane
Molecular function (GO): rRNA binding; structural constituent of ribosome; small ribosomal subunit rRNA binding
Source: RefSeq, a predicted model, not a curated record